AUGGCUCGCAAGAAGAGAGGAGACAACGCCGCCACCGAGCAGGCUGCGCCUGCAGCUACUGCCGCUCAGCCAGCGCAGAAAGCGCCCGCAGGAAAGGCUGCAGCGCCCCCCGCGUAG
This is a messenger RNA of Besnoitia besnoiti, 117 nucleotides long. RefSeq lists its product as uncharacterized. The transcript has a single exon. The record is from RefSeq and is a predicted model, not a curated record. Bases 1 to 117 code for a protein of 38 amino acids. NCBI's taxonomy places the organism in Eukaryota, Apicomplexa, Conoidasida, Eucoccidiorida, Sarcocystidae.